AUGUUGAGUAUUGCGCUGCGUUUCUUUUACUGACUGAAACCGCGACAGGCUCACGACCAGAUUGGCGCUGCCAAAUGCACUACAACCCUCUAUCUCAACGGAAUGGCGCAAAAUCAUUUGGGACGUGAGACACCGGCCAACGUGUUGGCCUUUUGAUAUGCACUAGGCCUAACGUCAUUCGGUUUAAUUAAGGAUAUCAUGGGUUUAGACAACCUGACUGAUUUUGUCAUGAACCUGACGCUUGAGAUCCGGUCAGGUGAUUCCAGCGCUAAGUCAAUCCGUCUAUUUGGAUGCCUCGUCAGUAAACUUCUUGACCGAGUUCACGUUUGCUUCCACCAAACGCCGACAACGGGAGAGCACAAGGUGCCGAAAGACCAAGAUCGGAGGUUAUUAUAGAGAUUAGAAUAUAAUGGUCGCCUAAAAAGAAACUUUUCAGCCCUUUUCCCGAGGACGCACCGGCGGUUUGCUGACAGGUGCGAGGUAGCUGCAGCAUGGACGCCCCGGCGCUCAGGUACCAGAUGGAAGCGCUGACGCUUCUUCGGGAGCUGGACGGACACGGCGAGGUCCGCAGUGCCGCGGAAGGUGCUGGCCGGACCCGCGGUCACGUCUCCGGGGAUUACGCGGUCAAAAGCAACGCUGCUCGGACGCGGACUGUUGCAGAGAGGGCCAGAGCAAGUAUGUUUUCGCGUUUGGUAGAAAUACUAUCGCAGAUAAUCGCGAUAGAGCAAGAGCUAAUGCGGAAUCUAUCGGAUGGUCUGAGAAAGUUCCUUCGUCGCAAGGAUAAUAUCGACCUGAAGAACAUAUGCUUGAGAAUGGCUCUCGGCGAAGCUGGCUAUCAGUCGGACAAGGAUUUGAGGGAGCUCCGAGUCUGUCUGCAGCUCAUCGUCAGCGGCUUGCUUUCAUCUGUGCGCGACGAAAACGCUUCAUUGUCCUCCGGGGCAGUUGGAAGGCUUGCAGACAUAUCUAUCACAUUUCCUGACGUUUGAUUAGCCGUAUAAUCCGGAGUUGACCUUUUCUCCAAAGGAUGCAUAUGUAGCACGGGAAUUGGCACACCCGGAUCUUUAUCAGGAUACUGGAUUUGGCGGACUAAUUGUGAAACUAGAAACUACCUCAAAGGAUUGAACCAGUAACGACGCUUUCGGUUUUUACUCAGAACUGAAGAACGUUAACGGGAUUAUAUUAUAUAAUAUUAUAUUAUAAGGACCUGGUUUGGAAACUUGUUCAUGCUGUUGACAUUCACGCGUGAAGGUCAUGAGGACGACACGUCCCCAAACAAUACCAGAGGUGUCUGUGUCGGUGCAGCUAAUGCUGACCCAAGACAUUUCCCUAUGUGUUUAAGAACAAUGUUAUACUAACAGGCUCUUGUUUGACCCGUCCAAGAGUUUGUGAUGUCGUCAAACGGCAUACUUGUAAUGCCUUUCUUCUUAGCAGGCAGUUUUACAAGUGGAACAGGUUUAGUAGGUCUUAACUGAGGGUGCAAAUACAUAGCUGACAAAGCAAAAAUCUUAAUGGUCAGGACUGAAAGUACGCAACACACCACCCAGUGAAAGUUUUUGGUUAACAUAGACACUCAGAUUAAUGAAGGGAUAGUUUUCCAUACAGGCCUACAGACCAGUGCAGUCAUUCCUGAACCUGCCCCUGCCAGGGUAGAGCUUUGUGCUAAACUGUAAUUUUCAUGGAGAAUUUCAGGACCUGCUGUAACCCAACUAUGAAAAAAAUUCUGGAUAAUCUGUUUCUAAAAAUAGCUCAGAUAGUGUAUUAACAGCUGGGCUGUGGGGUUAUGUUUGCAGGACAGGAUUACUGAGUUUUAUUUUAAUGGAUCUAUUUUAAGUAUUAAGUACAUUUUCAUAACCUGUGAAAUGUUAUGGGUUUAUGUAUGGAAUUGGUUAAAGAAUGAUCUAUUAAAGUAGUAUUUAUACACAGUUUCAGAUGGUACUGUGCCAGUUUGUGAGAGAAAACAUAAUGGGAGCAGGUGUUCCCUGAGGAAUUAAUGGAAGAUGUAAUGAUGGUGUUAAAUGUGGUGUUAGCUCUGUGUUCUCCAAUAAAUAUACUCUGCUGUAUUUGGUGUCUCUCAGAGGAAAAUGUGUUUGUAUUUAUAUAUAUGUUUUUUGCUUGUUCUAUGUUUAAUAUGUGCUGUGACCUAUGUCUCAUCAUCUUGAGAGAACUUUCACUAUUUUAUACAGUGUUAUAUAUUUAGGACAUUUAAUAAAUGAAGACUACUAAAGUA
Messenger RNA from Electrophorus electricus (electric eel), 2227 nucleotides. It is a transcript of the gene dleu7, whose product is annotated as deleted in lymphocytic leukemia 7. The record is from RefSeq and is a predicted model, not a curated record. Lineage: Eukaryota; Metazoa; Chordata; Actinopteri; Gymnotiformes; Gymnotidae.